AUGAAAGAGAUUCGUACGAUUCUACUACUCGCAUUGUUAGUGUGGCUAACGAGUCCAAAUGCAGUUCAAGCGCACCGCUAUGUUCUGCGUCCAUUGAGUGCACGCGAAGUCUAUCGGCUGCUCGCCAACACAGGUCGUAGUAAUGACAUACCGCAGGGUCGCAUUAUCACACAGGGUCUCACGUUCAUCGGUGACAUCACUCGUCGUAUAAUCGGUGUGGGCACGGAACCGCGCAUAACUACGCAAGAGGUUUGCUAUGAAACGCGCAGCGCACGCAGUCUAGCCGAGGCUGAAGCGGUCUACGACUCUUAUGUAGCGGCCAGUAAUCGACCUGAGCCUGAUAGACAGCAUAAGCGAGUGCGUAACAGUGAGGUGGGACGCAUUUUGAAGUUGAAGAAGCGUAAAAAGUUACGCGUGGACGAGGAACUACGGGGAAAUCAACGCAUUCGAAAUGAAGAUAAUGCACCAAUUAGUCUGCCUGGCUUGGGCUCCCGCACGACUACACCCACUUAUAGUACGGACUCUGCCAUUUAUUCCACACCGCAGCGCUCUUCGCUCACUACGGAUCCAGCUGUAACAACUAUGACGACCAAAAGCGAUGCGACGGUGACGACGAACCCCACAACAACAAUGAAUCGGAAUGACGAUGCCACAAUUUCGACAUUCACAACAUCCACAUCGCCGGAGGGCUCCAUUAAUUGCAUUGUUAUUAAGAAGAAUGAAUAA
Molecule: messenger RNA, 726 nt
Organism: Bactrocera tryoni
Lineage: Eukaryota; Metazoa; Arthropoda; Insecta; Diptera; Tephritidae
Exons: 2
Coding region: 1-726 (241 amino acids)
Source: RefSeq, a predicted model, not a curated record